AUGCUCGCGGCCGCGGCGCUGUGCGCGGCCGCGCUGGGCUGCGCGGCGGGGGCGCGGCUGCUCAGCGGACAGACAGUUUGCCGCCGUGGGACGCAGAAACCCUGCUACAAAAUCGUGUAUUUCCACGAUGCCUCCCGCAGAACCAGCUACGAGGAGGCUCAGCUGGCCUGCCAGGCUGACGGGGGACACCUGGUGAGCAUCGAGAGUGCAGCAGAGCAGAGACUCAUCGAAACCUUCAUCAGGAGCCUCCUGGCUUCCGAUGGGGAUUUCUGGAUAGGGCUCCGCAGGAAAAAGGAGGAGGAGGAGGAGAACAAUAGUACAGAGUGCCAGAACUUCUACUCCUGGUCGGAUGGCAGCUCAGCCAAGUUCAGGAACUGGUACGUGGAUGAGCCAUCCUGUGGGAGUGAGAUCUGCGUUGUGAUGUACCACCAGCCAUCUGCCCCGCCAGGUGUCGGGGGGCCUUACAUGUUUCAGUGGAACGACGACAGAUGCAACAUGAAAAAUAACUUCAUUUGCAAAUAUUCCCUCGAGAAGCCAACAAAUGCUCCAAUAGGGAAUCCUCAGAGAGAUGUUGCCACAGAGCCCUCGAGCCCAGUGCUGCCAGGAGAACCCCGGAGGAGGGGUGUUAAUGUGACAGCUGUGGGAGCCAGAGAACCUGUUCAGAGUCUUGCCUACAUCCUUAUUCCCAGCAUUCCUGUGCUGCUGCUCCUGGUGGUCAUUACAGGCAUCUCCUGUUUUUGGCUUUUUGUGAAGAGGAGGGAGGAGCGGAUGGACACGAGCCCCAAGGAGGAGGAUGCCUGGCUGUCCAACAGCCCCAGCCUGGACAUCUACAAAGUCAUCAACAAGCAAUCAGAGGCAGAUCUGGCUGGGACCAGGCCUGGCACCAAGAAUUCCUCCUUCCGGGCCCGGGAGCACUCGGAGCUGGGCAGGGACGGGCAGGAGGCAGCUCCCAAACCCCCCAGCAGCAGCUUUGGGACCGAGAGUGGCUUUGUCACCAACGACAUCUACGAGCUCUGUGGGGACCGUGUGGGCAGGAGCCAGGAGUCCACCUGGGUGGACAAUGAGAUUUAUGGAUAUUGAGCAAACAGACAGAAAAAAAACCCCACCCUGGAACUCAGAUGACAAAGUGGAUGCUGAUACGAGUUUACCUGCCCUGUCUAUGCACUUGUUUUAAUAACAGUUAUAUGUGGUGUUUAUCCUGGUUUUGCAUUGUCCCCAUAUUCUUCUCUUUUUUUUUUUUUUUUGAAAGAAUGUGGGUUUUUAAUGAUCCAGACUGAAAAGAAUGUAUAUAUUUUCCUUUCCAUCAAGCCCCCUUUGCCCUGGGAACGGCUUGUUAAUAAUCUUGAUUCACUUUUUUGUACCAAAGACAUGCCUUGAAAAACUAGAGGACAAUCCAAAAUCCUUAUUUAUUUAACUGACCCAGUUGUCUUAAAGGUGCUAAAAGUUGCCUGUAAGGUGUGAUGGAGCCCUGCUUUCCUGGACAUGGCCAGUGGGGAGUGGGGAAUGAAUUCCUUGGUGUGCUUUGCUUGUGUGUGCAACUUUUACUUUACCUAUUAAACUGCCUUUGUCUCAAACCACGAAUUUUCUCACUUUUCCACUUCUUUCCCUCAUCCUCCUGGGAGGGAGGGAGUGAGGGGAGACCAAGAACAUAAAACAUGUCAAGCAGGAACACAAAUAGGACACACCUUUUGCCCUGCAGGUGUUUCUGGCUCCAGGAGAGAGCAACGUUUUGCUUCUGAACAAAUCUCUGAAGCACCUAAAAUGAAUUUUUAGCUCUUGACAGGGUUCCCUUAAAAGCUUGCUCUCCUCCCUUGCAUGGAAAUAAAUAUACAGGAAAAGGAAGAAAAAACAAUUUUCACAAGCCACCAGGAAACAAAGGUUUGGCAAAAGGUGUUUUAUGUGUGUCUGAAACAACAACAGAACUGAGUGCAGGGGUAGCCACGAACCUGUUCUGCCAAAGUAAACGGGCAGGAAGAGGAUUUUACUGCAAACACUGAAAUAUUUCAGUGCACAAGGGCUCUGUGCUGCACAUCUGCAGUGUCACAGUGUCUGCCAAGCCCCUGCUGUUCCUCCGCCAGAACGUGGUGCAAGAUGAAGCCCUGAAAGAAGUAAUUCCUUUAAAAAAAAAAAAUUAAUCUUCGAAGUCUUUUGAAAAUGGCAUUGAGUUAGCAACAAUUUCUCCUGAAAAGCAAAAUCCUUAUAUAGGAGAAUAGGCAGUGCUGGGCACUUGGAAUGUCUGGAGUUUCCAAUGCAGUAAUUAGUGCUCUUUCAUCAAGGAAAAAAAUCUCUCUGUUUUGACUCUUACUCUCUGUUUUGACUCUUAUAUUCUUGGUCUCUUCCCUCG
Messenger RNA from Corapipo altera (White-ruffed manakin), 2344 nucleotides. RefSeq names its product layilin (gene LAYN). Gene Ontology annotation, molecular function: hyaluronic acid binding. The transcript has 7 exons. NCBI's taxonomy places the organism in Eukaryota, Metazoa, Chordata, Aves, Passeriformes, Pipridae. The record is from RefSeq and is a predicted model, not a curated record. Bases 1 to 1080 code for a protein of 359 amino acids.